CAUGCCUGGAUGUGCUGGGGGUCAGAAACGGAGUCUCUCAGUGAGUCUGAGAAGAACAGCGACUUCCAGUCUCUUCUCAGCUGGGAUUCAAGCUUGGAUUUAGAAGUGGGGAGCUGGAGGAAUACCGAAGAGACAGCCAUAAGGGAGCUAGAGGAGAGCAGCCAAGAGGAAGAGUGCAAGCAGUUCAGUGAGCCUCUCUGGGAGGAUGACAGUGAGGACUGCCAGGAGGUGGUGACGCAGUGUGACCAGGAGAGUCUCCUCCAGUUCCUCGCAGAGGUAACCCACUUAAUGGAACCUCUCCGCAUUAGCAGCACAGAUUCAGCACAGAGUCACUGGGACUUUUGUGGCUCUGGGAAACAGGAUAAGGGGGAAGAUGUAAGCUGCCAGGAAAAGAGCAUGGGGUCAGCAGUCUCAGAAGUGGAAGAAAGUCACCUGCAGACCCCGUCAGAAGAAGAUAAGAAAGAGCAUUUACCAGAAGGAGAGGUAUGGGAGAGGUGGUCUUAA
Tinamus guttatus (white-throated tinamou) is the source of this 504-nucleotide messenger RNA. Lineage: Eukaryota; Metazoa; Chordata; Aves; Tinamiformes; Tinamidae. The record is from RefSeq and is a predicted model, not a curated record.